This is a messenger RNA of Fusarium venenatum, 3216 nucleotides long. RefSeq lists its product as uncharacterized. Lineage: Eukaryota; Fungi; Ascomycota; Sordariomycetes; Hypocreales; Nectriaceae. The record is from RefSeq and is a predicted model, not a curated record.
AUGAAACUCUCACGAGUAUCGCUAACGUUACUGGGCCUGGUGCCAUUGGCGUCAGGUCUAGGCCAACAGGCUAUUGUCUCUUUCAACAGCUCAGACGAUGCCUUCCAGAUCGUUGGUGGCGAUGCAGGUAAAAGCCAAAUCCGUGUAUCCGAGGACGAAUACUGGGGAGUCAUUCGUGCUGCUGGAGACCUUGCCGUUGACUUUGGACGUGUCACUGGCACAAACUUCACGCUAAGCAAUGGCAAGAAGGAUGCUUCUGCGGCUAAGUACACUUUUGAGCCUGUGGAUGUAAAGAACAACACAUAUUACCGCACUCUCGAAGAGCAGAGCUUUUCUGGUCCUGAAUACUCGGACCCAGAUGAAGCCAGCACAGCCAUUAUUGUUGGUACCAUUGGCCAUUCCAAGCUUAUUGACUCUCUUAUCGACGAUGGCCUGAUCGAUGUCAGUAAGAUUGAAGGCAAAUGGGAGUCUUUUGUCAGUCAAUUGGUCAAGAACCCCGUCAACGGUACAGCCCAGGCACUGGUUAUUGCGGGAAGUGAUCCCAGAGGAACCAUAUACGGUAUCUAUGAUGUCAGCGAACAGAUUGGUGUCAGUCCAUGGUACUGGUGGGCCGACGUCCCUGUGCGUAAACGGGACGAGAUCUAUGUUACAUCCAAGCCAAAGGUUCAAAAGUCACCUUCAGUCAAGUAUCGAGGUAUCUUCCUCAACGACGAGCAGCCAGGACUAUCUAGCUGGGUUGGAUCUCGCUGGAAGCCAACUUGGAACAAUGCUGCUCCCUACAACCAUGAAUUUUACGCUCUUGUUUCAGAAUUACUGCUUCGUCUACGAGCCAACUACCUCUGGCCAACUGUCUGGGGUAGCAUGGUCUACAUUGAUGACCCGCUCAACCAGCCACUACUUGAUGCCUACGAAAUUGUCCUUGGUGGAUCUCACACCGAGCCUAUGAUGCGGGCACAGAACGAAUUCCGCACAUUCUAUGAGGGUGAAUGGCAGUACCACACCAACAACGAGACCAUUGAUGAGUACUUCCGCUAUGGUGUCGAGAGAGCCAAGCCCUAUGCUCGAAAUAGCCUGUGGACUAUGGCAAUGAGAGGAACCGGUGAUACAGCCAUUGAAGGCAAUCUGGGAGUUGAUGGUAUCGUUGACAUGCUUGAGACACUUGUUGACAACCAGCGCGAAAUUCUUCGAAAUGGUCUGAAGGUCGACAACCUCACCGAUGUUCCCUCUUUGUGGUGUCUAUACAAGGAGGUCCAGGGCUACCAGGAGCGCGGCCUCAAGGUUCCGGAUGACAUCACCCUCCUGUGGGCAGACGAUAACUGGGGAAAUAUUCGACGAUUGCCUCUCGCCAACGAGACUGAGCGUUCUGGCGGUGCUGGUGUCUACUAUCACUUCGACUAUGUUGGUGAUCCUCGAAAUUAUAAAUGGAUCAACACAAUUCAACUCGAGAAAACCACUGAGCAAAUGACUCUGGCAUACCACAGGAAUGCCCGCCGCAUCUGGAUCGUUAACGUUGGUGAUCUCAAGCCAAAGGAAAUUCCCAUCAGCCAUUUCAUGGAUCUCGCCUACGACACAGAGCGAUGGGAGUCUGAGGGUACCACCAAGUGGGUUGAAGCAUGGGUCGAGCGAGAGUUCGGAAGUGAGCAUGUAGAAGCCAUCACAAGUAUCAUGACACGCUACGGCAUGUAUGCUGCUCGUCGCAAAUUCGAGUUGCUGGAGCCCUGGGUCUACUCGGUCAUCAACUACCACGAAGCUGAAGCUAUUUUGGAGCAGUGGGCGACUCUGAGAGAGGAUACCCAGGCUGUCUAUGACAAGCUUGACUCUGAAUACCAGCCUGCCUUUUUCGAGAUGCUUCUUCACCCAGUUCUUGGUGGCGAGAUAGUCAACAAGAUCCAAAUCUACGGCGCCAAGAACCAGCUUUACGCUGGGCAGAAGCGAAACUCCGCCAACGAUGUCAUCUGGAAGUCCCUAGAUCUCAUGUACAAGGAUUCCAACCUGACACAGAGAUGGAACGAGGUUCUUGAUGGCAAGUGGGCACAUAUCAUGGAUCAAACUCACUUGGGCUAUGAUGGUUACUGGCAACAGCCCAUGAGAAACACACUCCCAGAUCUUCGAUUCGUUCAAGACGUCUGGCCAUCACUCGGUGGUGAAUAUGGUGUUGGCGUUGAGGGUUCAAAUGCCACCAUCAUGGGUGACAGUCGAUGGCACUCCUUGUCCUCCAAUGUUCUCGGACUUCCUCCUCUUGAGCCUUUCGGAGCUCAGUCUCGAUACAUCGACAUCUUCCACCGAGGUCCCAAGUCAUGUAACUGGUUUGCAGCACCAUGGGAAGACUAUGUUCAGCUCUCACAGUACAACGGUACAGUCGGUGGCAACAACGGCACUGAUAGCCGCGUAUAUGUCACAAUCGACUGGGAUAAGGCUCCCAAGGCGCCCAACACAACCGAGGUUUUCAUCAACGUUACUAGUGACUGCCAGGGAUUCGAGAGAUACAGCGGUCGGGAUCCCAAGAUUAUGGCGACGGUCAUCAACCGAGAGCUACCUGACAGCUUUGAGGAGGGCUUUGUCGAAUCGGAUGGACAUGUUUCGAUCGAAGCCUCACACUACCAAAACAUUCUUGAGGGAGACUCUGAUAACUCAUCGCUCGAGUAUCACACUAUCAAAAACUACGGCCGAACUCUCGCUGGUGUUGGCUUGUAUCCUCUUGAUACUGAGAAAUUGGAUGUCGGCGAGGGGCCUGCGUUGGAGUACGAUAUGUACCUAUACACCAACCAUUCUGCGGCCAACGUCACCAUUUACAUGUCUCCCGGUGCCAACUACCUUGGAGAUCGAAACCCGCUCGAGUAUGCCAUUGUACUAUACCCAUCCAGCGAGGAGCAGCCUGAUCCAACUCUUGUCCGACCGAUCGGCCCCAAUAUGGGUGCCAACAUGCCCGAUGGAUGGGGUUACGCUGUUGGAAACGCUGUUUGGGGUCUAUAUGGUAAUUAUACUACGUCGUCAUUUGAGGUUCCUAAGGAGGGAGCCUAUACUCUUCGUAUCUGGGCCUUGCUGCCUAACAUCUUGAUUCAAAAGAUUGUGAUCGACCUUGGUGGUGUGCGACAGUCUUACCUCGGACCCCCAGAGAGCUUCCUCCUUGGCCGAGAUGAACAAGGCAAGUAUAAUGGUACUUCAUUCGCAAGCACACCAGGCAUCUUGGGAGGGACAUAUGAUAAGUCCUCGUGA